Oppiella nova is the source of this 1079-nucleotide messenger RNA. The record is from the annotation of a GenBank genome assembly. Lineage: Eukaryota; Metazoa; Arthropoda; Arachnida; Sarcoptiformes; Oppiidae.
UUUAUCUAUUGUCUGAAUAGCUAUUGGAUGUAGCGAUGGAUCCGCCAACACUUCAGGUGCCGGGAGAGGUGUCGUUCUUUAUGCAAUCGGGACUCAUCAAAGACAUCGUCAAAGUGGACACAAGCGAACUCACACUCAAGACGUUGAAGGAAAAUGCCUGUACUUUCAUAGAUAGAAAGUACCCCGACCAUGGCCUCAAUCGACUCACUGAGCGCCUGAUGCUAUUCAGACACGACUACAACUCGCCAAACAUGUUGUCGCCCAUCAAUGCGGCCUCAGAUGUGACCGACGGAGCGCUCAUCGAAAUCAUUGUUUCAGGUAACAGUCCCUCGGAAUCGGUGCAAAUCAGACCCCAUUACUUAGUGGUGCACUCGUAUAAGGCGCCGACAUUCUGUGAUUUUUGCGGGGAAAUGCUGUUUGGUUUAGUGCGUCAGGGACUCAAAUGCGACGGCUGUGGACUUAAUUACCACAAACGGUGUGCCUAUAAGAUCCCCAACAACUGCACGCACGGCCGGCGCCGCCGUUCGUCCACUUAUUUAGUGCCAAACAGUCCCACCAAUGAGUCGGCUAUACAUCGAACCACAAGCAGUGGACCCACUCUUACCGAUGAGAUGAGGUUUCUGUCGAUCUCGACGUCUCCGGGAAGAGACCGACGCUUUUCGUCGACGUCGACGUCGACGACCAGUUCGGUGCAGUCGGGACGACCCGCUUGGGUGGAGAAGGAGUUGGCCGGACGUAUACGAGUGCCCCACACUUUCAAUGUUCGAAACUACAAACUGCCGACAGUCUGCCAACACUGCAAGAAGCUGUUGAAGGGACUGUUCAGACAGGGCUUGCAAUGCAAAGACUGCAAAUUCAAUGUCCACAAGAAGUGCGUCAAUAAGAUCCCGCAGGACUGCACCGGAGAGGCGCCCAACGAAUACGGAGAGAAUCCCGACGACGACAGCCUCGAGAAGGACGACGACAAGAAUGAGUCCGAUCUUGAGAAUGAGAGCUCUUAUGAGAAGGGGAACGGCUCUCAAGAAGAGGAACUCCAGACCAAACUACAGGCCGUCACUCUUGUGAUUAGGAAUUCUUGA